Molecule: messenger RNA, 3123 nt
Organism: Schistosoma intercalatum
Lineage: Eukaryota; Metazoa; Platyhelminthes; Trematoda; Strigeidida; Schistosomatidae
Source: the annotation of a GenBank genome assembly
UGAACAUGUUGAGGAAAUUUAAUAGAGUAACAACUUAACGUGUACAAUAUUGGGAUUCAUCUUUAAGUGAACCUCAUGGCUUUUGGAAGUACCUUAUCAUGCACUGUACAAAAGUAUUUGAAUCUGCAUUCAUUAAGUGCACAUGAACCGUUUUCUAAUCACAAUAAGUCAGAGAGGAGUCAUCAACUUAUCAGUGAUAAGUUAUCUCUAAAGAAUUUCAAACUGGAAGAAUCAGAAGACUUGUGCAACGUCGCGUUCCCUGUCUAUAUUAACGAGUACGGAAGACAUCUGAAUUUUAUUGCAUCCGUUAUUCAAAAUCAACCUUCUAAACAAAGCGCCAUUUUCAUAUUCAUUCGAUCACAAAAUUCAGACUUGAAUCAAACAGGUCUGAUAUUACGUGAUAUAAUUCUGUUGAACGAUGAAUUCAGUUGUGAGGUAGAUGAACCUGAUCAUAUUUGUGUAACUGGUAGACGAUGGUUAUUCAAUCAUAAUCAUCAAAAUAAUUUAUUAAUACAUGAAAAUUUGAAUCCUAUAAAUAAAAGUCAACAUAAUGCAUCAUUAAAGAAUAAUCAUAAUCAUAAUAGUAAUAAUAUAAAUUAUGAUAAUGAAUCUAUUUUGAUUGGUCAUAUGGAUUCAUUAAAACAUUUUAAUGAUAAUCCAAUGAAAGUAGACAAUGGGAAAUCACAAUGUCGUAUAAAUAAUACUUAUGGAUCAUCACAAUUUAUAAGUUUAUUAUUGGAAUUUUUCAAUAUUGAUGAUACAUUAGAAUUUUAUGAAUUGCUUAUUCAAUAUUCUAUAAAACAAUCAAAUUGUUUAUCUGUACCAGAAUUAACAAUUAUGUCAAAGAAUCAAAUACAUUUCUAUUUAAAUGAUGACAUAAUAUCAUUAUCUAAUAAUUCACAACAACAAUUUAAUUGGUUAAAUAAAUAUCUAGACAAAGAUUCAUUCGAAUUGGCUCCAAACUUACAGGAUUCUAGCAGUUUACUUGUGUCUGAUUCAAGUAGUAUCAAUGAAAACAGAUAUGAUUAUUUGAAACCUGCAUCUACAUGUGUUAAAACAAAUAGUUGUCCAAGUUUAGAGAAUUCUAAAUUAUCUGCUCAAAGCAAAUAUACUAAAGUAAAGAGAAAAGUGUCUAAACGAUUAGUUAAAAUACGUCGUUGUCAAUCUUCUGUAUCCCCGCCGUCAAUAAAAAAACUGGAAUCAAAGCCUGCAAAACCGAUGAAAAAGAGUUCAUUAGCUGUAUCACAAAACAAUUUGAAUUACUCCUCAGACAGUUUAGCAGAAAUAGGUUUGACUUCACCGCAUAGUUUUUCCGAUCUACGUUUCACAAAUGAUUCAUGGAAUAAAUGUAGAUAUACUAAACCAAAGAAUAACAUUCUGUCGAAUUCAACUAUUAAUUAUCCUAAAAACAGAAAGAUUAGUAUAUUUAUUGGAACAUGGAAUGUGAAUGGUCGUAAUGGUAGUAAUUUAAAUUUAGAUGACUGGCUUAUACCUCCUGAAGGUCAACCACCAGCUGAUAUGUAUGUUCUUGGAUUACAAGAAUUGGAUUUAAGACUUAAAGUAAUUACUCUCAAUAAGACUAGUUCAUCAGGACCAGAGGAUUUAUGGAUUCAACAAAUAGAAGAAGCGUUAGGUGGUUUAUUGAAACCACCUCGUUCUAAGUAUAAUGUAGUUUGUCAAAAUGAAACUGAAUCAACUAAAAGUUUUGCAGCUUAUUGGUUUCAGUACACCGGUGGGGGCUAUAUACGCAUUAGACGUGUUCGUCUAGCUGGUAUCAUGAUGAUUGUGUACAUCUCAGCCAAAUUAUCCAUUCAUUUACGUCAUGAUGAAAUCUCUCAACAUAUUGUUCCAACUGGUGUUUUAAAUGUAAUGGGUAAUAAAGGUGGUGUAUGUCUUAGACUAACUAUAUUUAAUACUUCAUUAUGUUUUGUAAAUUGUCAUUUGGCUGCUGGCAAAGAAAAAAUUGAUCGUCGUAAUCAAGAUUUCAAAGAAAUUGUACGUAAAAUGUCAUUAUUAUUCCCUAUAAAUCCAAAGCGUUUUCCAUUUCCUACGAAAAAAUCUUAUUUUUCAAUCCAUGAUGUAAUUUUUGUAUUUGGAGAUUUGAAUUAUCGAAUAACCGGUUUGGAUUCAGAUAAUGUCAGGAGAUUAAUUCGGCAAAACAAUUACGUCAGUCUACUUAAGAAUGACGAGUUAUCAAAAGAAAUGAACAGUAGAAAGAUAUUUCAAGGUUUUCGAGAACAUAAAAUUACUUUCCCGCCAACAUAUAAAUUCGAUAUUAAUUAUCAGACAUAUGAUUCAAGUGAAAAAUAUCGUAUUCCUGCCUAUUGUGAUAGAAUUAUUUGGUUUGGUCGAGGUUGUACACCAAUUGUUUACAGAUCACAUCCAAAUUACAUAUGCAGUGACCAUAAACCUAUAUCAGGUUAUUUCUUAGUUGAAGUAAGUUUACUCGACACCUUUAGAUAUGAAUACUAUAUGGAUUAUCAAAAAGAAAAAAAUCUAUUUGUUAAUUGUUUUUACUUACUUACUUACUUACGCCUAUUACUCCCAAUGGAGCAUAGGCCGCCGACUAGCAUUCUCCAGCCCACUCUGUCCUGGGCCAUCUUUUCUAGUUCCGUCCAAUUCUUGUUCAUUUUUCUCAUAUCUAUCUCCAUUUCCCGGCGUAAUGUGUUCUUCGGUCUUCCUCUUUUCCUUUGGCCUUGAGGAUUCCAUGUGAAGGCUUGUCUUGUGACGCAGUUGGGUGUUUUCCUCAAUGUGUGUCCUAUCCACUUCCAGCGCUUCUUCCUGAUUUCUUCCUCCGCUGGGAUCUGGUUUGUUCCCUCCCACAGUACGUUGUUCCUAAUAAUGUCCGGCCAACGGAUCUGAAGUAUUUUGCGUAGACAACUGUUAAUAAACACCUGUAUUUUCUGGAUGAUGGAUUUCGUAGUUCUCCAGGUUUCUGUCCCAUGCAGUAGAACUGUCUUGACAUUUGUAUUGAAAAUCCUGACGUUGGUGUUGGUUGACAGUUGUUUUGACUUCCAGAUGUUCCUCAGUUGUAAAUAUGAGUUAGCGUUUUUUUUAGCGGGUUAGUUUUCUACGGGAUGGGGACGCUAACCCCAUGCCCAACCCUCCUCCUUUAUCCGGGCU